GGUGGUUUUUAUUUAUUACUAAGAAUAUUUAAUGCUGACAGAUGGUGUUUGCCAAGUUUAUUUUAAGAAAUAAAAUCAUGAGUAUGAUUUUAAAGAGUCAGCCAAUUAGUAUAUAAGGAGAGAGUAAACUCAUAAUCUGCAAUCCAGAAUGAGUGGAGUGCCAGCAGGUUCAGUAGGAGCAGUUCUUUCGGGUCUAGGUGGUCCAGGAGGGGGGACAACCUUCAAGGACAAUAUAGGGUUGGAAUGCAGUUUGAAGGAGCAAGAUGGAGCAGCAAGCCCAUUGUCUCGUCGGUCAAUGAGACUGAAGCAUUUUGCAAUCACAUGGUAUCACUCCUUGGAAUCAGCAGAUGUAGAGAAGUUCUUUCUGAAGCACUCAGAACAGAUCCAGUACUUGAUAAUGGGAAAGGGAAAGAAAGAUGGAUUGUGGAAUUGCUACAUAGGCUUCCACGAGCAGCAAUAUGGAAGUAUCUUCAAAGAUUUGGAGCCCCAUGUGAAGUGGAUCAAUGGAGUGAGAGUGAAGCAGGAGGGAGACACGUGGCUCCAGGCAAGAGAAAAAUAUGUCAAUUAUUGCAGGUCAGAGAAGAACAACCUGGAAGUAAUCCAGCUGGGGGAACCAUUCCCAUACACCAACAAGGAGGACAGACAGGUAAAAGAGUCUGUCUACUCCCAGAUCCUGAAGAUGGCAAAACAGGGAAGGAGGAGGUCUGAGAUUGUGGCACAAUUUCCCACAAUGAUCAAGAAUGUUGACAAAUGCAUGCAAUAUGCACCUAACAGAAAGCCUUAUCAAAGGACCAGGAUGCUCUAUGUUUAUGGUCCACCAAAAAAGGGCAAAACCACAUUCAUUAAUGCAAUCAUAUAUUGUCUUGAUAAAUUUGAGAUGGAUGUUUAUACCAAAUUCGGAGGGUAUAAUCAAUAUUGGGAAAAUUAUGAUGCUCAGCCUGUUGUGAAUGUGUCUGAUCCAGGUCCAUUGGAUGCCAAAAGCAUGAGCCAUUUCAAAGCAUGGGUUGAUUCUGGGCCUUGCCUACUUGAUAUUAAGUAUGGGCAUCAUCCUAUGAGGAGUUGUGUCAUUAUGGUGACUGCCAAUGAUUCACCUCAUAUGGCAACCAUCAAUUUGCCACACCCUCAUGAUGAGGCUUGCAUGAGGAGAAUGAGACAAGAUUGUUGCCUUGAGUUUGAGGGUUUGCCAAUGUAUGAACAAUUAAUCAAGUACUUUGGUGAUGUGCAUGCUUUGUUUGUGGUUGCCCAUCGUGAAUUUGGUGUUGACUUUAACAUUGAGAUGACUGCUUUUGUUAGGGGCUGCAUGAAAUUCUAUUCAUUCCUGGGAUUGUAUCCAUCUCCCUCCCCAUCACCUGAGCCAAAAGAAGAGGAAGAAGAACAGGAAGAGCACAACUUCUUUGCCUGAACUUUGAACAUUAAAUAAAUAAAUAUAUAUAUAUAUCAUAUUAAUAUUGCUGAAGUAGUCAACAAUAUUCUUAGUCUUGUCUCUGCACCCCCACUACAAUUUAAACCCUAAUAAUAAUUUUG
This is a messenger RNA of Amphimedon queenslandica, 1524 nucleotides long. RefSeq lists its product as uncharacterized. The record is from RefSeq and is a predicted model, not a curated record. The coding region runs from base 149 to 1402 and encodes 417 amino acids. The transcript has 2 exons. Gene Ontology annotation, molecular function: RNA binding; RNA helicase activity. Lineage: Eukaryota; Metazoa; Porifera; Demospongiae; Haplosclerida; Niphatidae.